AUGUGGGUAGGACUGCAUUACACGUCGCUGCUGGCAAGGGUCAUCUUUUUGUCACCAAAUAUCUCACCAGCCAAGGAGCCGAGCCAAGAAGCUGAGGUGAAUAAGGUAAAUAAUGGGGGUUGGACUGCAUUACAAAUCGCUGCUGGCAAUGGUCAUUUUGAUGUCACAAAAUACCUCGUCAGCCAACGAGCUGAGGUGAACAAGGGAAAUAAUGACGGUUGGACUGCAUUACACGUUGCUGCUGGGAAGGGUCAUAUUGAUGUCACUAAUUACCUCAUCAGUCAACAAACUGGGUUGAACAGGGGAGAUGAUGACGGUUGGACUGCAUUAGACCCUGCAGCUCAGGAUGGGCAUCUUGAUGUCACCAAACAUCUGAUCCGUCAAGGAGCUAAGGGUCAUCUUGAUGUCACCAAAUACCUUAUUAGUCGAGAAGCUGAUAUGAAUAAGGGAAAUAAUGGCGGCUGGACCGCAUUAAGCAGUUCUGCGUUCCAUGGCCAUUUUGAUGUCACCAAAUAUCUCUGCAGCCAAGGAGCUAAGGUGAAUAAGGGGAAUAAUGACGGUAGGACAGCGUUACAACUUGCUGCUGGGGAGGGUCUUCUUGAUAUCACCACAAUUCUCAUCAGCCAAGGAGCCGAGGUGAAUAGGCGAGAUAAUGGCGGUCGGACUGCAUUACAAGUUGCUGCUCAGACUGGUCAUCUUGAUGUCACCAAACAUCUCAUCACCCAAGGAGCUGAGGUCAAUAAGGGAGAUAACGUAGGAAAAAUUAUUAUAUACGAUGUUAAGAUCAUAGUGGUGAGAGCAAUCAAUGGCAUGAAUGGCCAGCCAUGUAAUGUUUACAGCCUUAUCAGGUAG
Molecule: messenger RNA, 852 nt
Organism: Strongylocentrotus purpuratus (purple sea urchin)
Lineage: Eukaryota; Metazoa; Echinodermata; Echinoidea; Camarodonta; Strongylocentrotidae
Product: ankyrin repeat domain-containing protein 50-like
Exons: 4
Coding region: 1-852 (283 amino acids)
Biological process (GO): RNA processing
Molecular function (GO): protein binding; RNA nuclease activity; RNA binding
Source: RefSeq, a predicted model, not a curated record